Molecule: messenger RNA, 3277 nt
Organism: Lates calcarifer (barramundi perch)
Lineage: Eukaryota; Metazoa; Chordata; Actinopteri; Centropomidae
Product: SH3 and multiple ankyrin repeat domains protein 1
Exons: 11
Coding region: 208-2799 (863 amino acids)
Source: RefSeq, a predicted model, not a curated record
GCUUUGACACUCCCACUGGAAGUUCAUGUGACUUCCGUUAGCUUGACGCCGGUUUGAUGCGAUAACGGGCACCGAUUCCUCUGGAAAUACCGGCCAGAUUCGGUAUUUUCCUGCCGGUAAACCACCUAAAAUGAGAGACAAGAGGAUUUAACGGAGACUAAGGACCCACUGGGCUUGAAAAAGCCUCUCUCUCUCUCAGUCACCACCAUGUUCUCUCGCCCGCUCUCGCCUCAUGUUCUCCCAUUGGCCGAUGAGGGUGAUGACGUCAUGGAGACACAAACAGGAGUUUCCUCUCCUCCUCCGCCUCAUUGGAGCUCCUCCUCUUCUUCACCUCCUCCUCCCUCUGUCUCCACUUCCUCCUUUCCUCCAUUAAUUCCUCCUCCUCUUCCUCGUCACAUGCCACUCCCUUCUUCUUCUCCUCCGUCAUAUUUGUCUCCUCCAUCUAGCUCCUCUGCUCCAUUUAUUUCACCGCCUCCUCCUCCUGUAGCUCCUUCUACUCCUCCUCCUCCCUCAUCUUCUUCUCCUUCUACUCCUCUUACCUCCACCCUUCCCACUGUUUCUCCUCCUUACACCUCUCCCUUUGUCUCUCCAUCCCUCCAUCCUUCGCCUCCUUCCUUGUUGUCCCCUCCUCCUCUUCCUCCUCUCUGCCCUCCUCAUCCCAGGUCCGUCCCCUCCUUUCCUUUCUCUUCUCCUCUCUCCUCUGUUCCCUCCAUCCAUCCACCUCCUCCUCUACCUCAUUUUCUUCUUUCUCCUCCUCUUCCUCCCUCAUCUUCUUCCUCCUCUGCUCCUCCUGCCGCCACCCAUCUUGCUCCUCCCUCUGGUUCUCCUCUCUCUCUCUCCACCUCUUCUCCUGUCCCUCCAUGCCUCCGUCCUUCACCUCCUUCCUCGUCUCCUGCUCCUCCUCCUCUCCCCUAUUAUCACUCCUGUUGUCUCAUUUCUCCUUCUCCACCUCCUCAUGCAUCUUGUGUCUCUUCAUCUCUUCCUCCUCCAGCCUGUUUUACUCCUCCUCAUACUUCUCCUCUCUCCUCCUCCUCAGCUCACCUCCCUCCAUCACUCAUUCCUCAACCUCCUCCUGUUCCUCCUCCCUCUGUAACUCCUCUUGCCUCAGUUCCUUUUUCUGCGCCUCCUCCUCCUCCUCCUCCCCCCCCCUGUUGCCCCUGCUCCUCCCUCCUGCCUCGCCUCCUCUCAGCUCACCGGUUGGAGGUGCGGCGCCUCCUUCGAGGAGCUCUGGCUUCUCUCGGUCAUCGUCUGACAUCUCUGGAGAGGAGGAGCAGGAGGAAGAGGAGGAAGAAAAUGGGGAGUGGACAGAGAGGAGAAGGAGGAGCAGCCUGUUCUCCUGCUUCAGCUGCCUUCUCCUCCUCCUCCUCCUCCUCCUGUAGCCCCGCCCACAUCCCACCUGUUGCUUACUCCUCUUCAUCAUCUUCAUCAGACAGUGAGGACUCGUCCGCACCUCCUCCUCCCUACUGUUACAGCCAAUCAGACCAGAAAACGGGGAGGAGCAGGGGUGAGGAGGAGGAGGAGGUGAAAGGGAGGAAGAGGAGGAGGAAGAACAAAGGAGAAGAGUUUCUUAUUGUUGCAGAAAACAGAGAAGAUGAAGAAGAAGAGGAGGGAGGGAGGUUUAUUGGACAGAUGGCUGUCUCCUUCAGAGGAGGAGGAGGAGGAGCAGAGGAAAAGGAGGCGCCGCUCACUCUGCACAACUUCAACCAGAGGAAACACAGGAGAAGAGAGGAGGGAGGAACCAGCCAAUCAGAGAAGGCCGUCAGUGUCGUCGUCAGGCAGAAUGGAUACAGAGGCCCCCUGCUGCUCCACAGCGUCUCCGGUGCUUCUUCCCAUGAUGGCUUGCACCUUCUCCAGUCAGCUCAGGGAGUUCAGAGCUGCAGCCAAUCAGAGGCUCUUAGUGUCUCAUCCAGCGAAUGGCGUUUCUCUAACUUCACCCCUCCCCUCUCCCUAUCCUCCAAUCACAGUGUUUUCCAUCUGUGGCUCCACUCCUCCUCCUCCUCAUCUUCAUUUAGCCCCGCGCCCAUGCUACGGCUGUCGGCAGUUGCCAUGGAGACACUGUCUGAGUCAUCGAGGGGCGGAGCAUGUGUGAGUCCUCUGAGGCUCCUGAAGGACUGGACGGCCCCGCCCAGUCUGAGCAGCGACCACUGUUAUGUGCGAACACCUGCACCAAGCCCAACUUUUUCCUCCCGGCGACAGCACAAGCAGCGAGCCAAUCGCAGCGCUCGGAGCCUCAACCUACCCCGACGACGGUCCCUGCCCCUCCCCCCAUGUUCGGCCAAUGGACUGUCUGCUCCAUUCCCUACCAGCCAAUCAGCAGACAGCUCUGAGUUUCUCAGCACAAAGGGAGAGCGCGGUAAACGAGUGUCACAGAUUCGAAUCCGCCGGGCGUCACCACGGGAAACAUCGCUCACACCGAUGGGACUGCCAAGGGUCAAAAGGUUAAAAAAGAAGGAUUUCAGUCUGGAGGAGAUUUACACCAACAAGAACUACAAAUCCCCCACUACUAACAGGAGUCUGGAGACGAUCUUUGAGGAGCCACGAGAGAAGGAUGGGGCGUUGCUUCUGAUUGGCCAGCAGAGGAGGCGCAGGCUGCUGCUGUUCCCUGACUUCACUCAGCCCAGGAAGAGGAAGAGGCCGCAAGGGGCGGGGCUUCCUGUUGCCAUGGUUCCCAGGAAGCGGGCAGCAGCUCGGCGACAUUGCCAUGGCAGCGGUGAUGAUGAGGCAGACCUGGACGUGAUGCUGGUGGAGAGACUGAGCGCACUUGAAGACUUCCUGACACGACAGGGCCUGGACGUGUGAGGUGUGACAUCACUUCCUGUCAGCUGACUAAAGGCCAAAUAAACAUGAGCUGCUAGCAUGCCUGCUAACCACCACGUUACCAUGGUGACCUCAUCAGUCAGGUGGUUUAAUGUAGCAGGUUUUAUCUUUUUUUUGCAGUGUAUUUGAUGUUUGUUUUUUAGUUUUUUUAGUUUUUUUUUUUUACAGUGUAAGCUGUUUAAAAUGUGAAUUCUCUGGAAUAUUUAAUAUUUUACCUUUUUUUUUACAGUGUGGAUGAUGUCAUGUGACCUAUUAGGGGGCAUGGCCCCCUAACAGGUCACAGGUAUUUGUAUUGUUAUUUUUACACACACUCACUUCACAGACACUGCAGUACUCUGUAGUACUCUGUAGUACAGUGUAUUACUGUGGAGUCAUGGUGAAUAUUUUUAAAGUGUAAUAUAUAUUUCUGCUGAAAAUGUUUCUAUUUUUGGAUCAAAUAAAGUUUGUUUCUGUUCACUGA